Molecule: messenger RNA, 1111 nt
Organism: Anoplophora glabripennis (Asian longhorned beetle)
Lineage: Eukaryota; Metazoa; Arthropoda; Insecta; Coleoptera; Cerambycidae
Gene: GABPI
Product: palmitoyltransferase ZDHHC23
Exons: 5
Coding region: 22-1095 (357 amino acids)
Biological process (GO): peptidyl-L-cysteine S-palmitoylation; protein targeting to membrane
Cellular component (GO): Golgi apparatus; endoplasmic reticulum
Molecular function (GO): protein-cysteine S-palmitoyltransferase activity
Source: RefSeq, a predicted model, not a curated record
GUAAAUAAGUUUUUAUCAGGAAUGAAUGAUGAAAGUGUGCCUUUAUGUUGUUGUGAAUAUUACGACAAAAAUCAUGAAAGAAAUCAUAUUUUAGCUUGUUGCUGUAAUUGUGUGGACCUGGAUGAAGCAUUUGACAGUUUAAUUACUUCUCGGAGUAUAUCGCAGCAACAUAAAUCCGGUAUGAUGAGUACACUUCAAGACAGGUUGCGGAUUCCGUGGCGAGGAGGUGCUAAACAAAUAGCAUUUGAUGCCGCUCUGCCGAUAUUUAUCAUACCCACAAUGUUGGCAUUGGCUUCUGUAAGCCUGUGGUGGACAAUAUUCUCGUUUACAACCGUCACAAUAUUUUUGACACUUAUUUUCAAUUUUUUGAUAAAAACUAUACCUCACACCAAGUUUUUCUUUGUAUGGACCCUCACUUCCAUUACUGUUUUGUACAUUAUAUUUGAGUUCGUUGUAAUACCGUUCCUGGAAAUAUUAGUGGAGGAAAAUAUAGCUCUGAGUAUAUUUAUUUUUGGAUUUGUCAUAUGCUGGUAUUUGAUGAAAGUAAGAACUAAACAUUUAAAUAAACUUGGAGUUGGGGAUAUCGAGUUCGGUAAAAUGGGAAGUAGGAUACAGAAUUGUUCUGUAUGUCAGAUGAAAAUACCAGACAGAGAUCAUCAUUGUGUAUGGUUUGACUGUUGUGUGGGCAAACAUAACCAGUGUUUGUUCAUCAUGUGUUUGUUUUUUGCCACGAUAGCGCUGCUAUACAGCUCAAAUUUGACGCUGACGUCUGUGUGCCAUCCUUUUGUUUUAUAUAAAACGAUAUUAUUGCCAGAUGAUUGCUCCGAUGUGUACAAAUUGUUUGAAUUGGGUAUAUCCUUUGUAUCUGCCCUGUAUAGUUUGCUCUUAGCUGUCCUGUUAUUUAUUCUUUUUUUGCACCAAUUGUUAUUGGUUUCUCUUGGCAUGACGACUAAGGAAUGGUAUAGUUUACCGUUAACAUCAAGACUCUGUUUAGGGUUGACUGCAAAAAGGCCUCAAAACCAAGGAUUUCUAAAAAAUUGGUCCUCAGUUAUUUGUUGGACGAGGAAUAAUUAUGCUAUAUUAAACGAAGCAUAAUAAAAAAUUAUUUUUA